AUGCGUGAGGUGUGGCUGGCAGAAAGAGACCUAGCCGACGCCGAUCCCGCAGGUGUGCGACCUAGGCCAGUGACGAUGCAUUUUGUCCGAGAUGCGGCCCGGGACGACGGGCGAAACAACCUGCCUACCGCAAACGAAGUUGCGGCCGUGUUCGUAGGUGAAGGGGGUCGUCCACCAAGAGACAUUAAUCUGGUCAUCUACGAUACGAAUCCAAUCAACCCGCAACACAGGAUGCAAACCAUACCAGCGGGGUCGUGUCACUCGGAUCCGAUGUUGUAUCCGCUGUUUUUCCCGUACGGCGAGGCCGGUUGGCAUAACGGGAUGUUGCAAGCGGGCAACCGACGAAACAAUGUCCGCAAUCGCAACAGUAUCAGAGAGUUUGCGUGCUACCGUUUGGCUGUUAGAUAUCAGGGAAAUAACGACCAAAGGCAUGAACUGUUUAGUUUAUUACAUCAAGGUCGGUUCUUGUUGCAGAUGUAUGUGUGCGACCAGUAUGUUCGAAUGGAGUCGAACAAUCUGAACUACAUACGUUUGCACCAGAGGGAUCUCCUCGCCGAAGCGUAUCAAGGGCUCAUGGACCAUGUGAACCAACAGCUCCACGUCGAUCCCAUGGCGGUCGGGCGUAGGGUCAUAUUGCCGUCGACGUUCACGGGUAGCGACCGAUUCAACAAGAUGAAUUAUCAAGACGCCAUCACCAUAGUGCGUACCAAAGGGAAACCCGACCUGUUCAUAACGUUUACGUGCAAUCCCAGGUGGCCAGAGAUCACUGAAAACCUGGCUGCCCACAGCACGGCAAGCGACAGGCCGGACCUGGUGGCCAGAGUGUUCAACAGUAAGCUACAGGAGCUAAUAGGUGACAUAACUGUACAUCGUGUGUUUGGUAAUGUCAGCGCUUACGUGUACACUAUCGAGUUUCAGAAACGUGGUCUGCCCCAUGCGCAUAUACUGAUAAUCCUGGCGGAGGACUUCAAUCCACAGUGUCCGUGCAUGGUGGACAACAAAUGCUCCAAAGAUUUCCCGAAAGCGUACGCAGAGGAGACUGUGUACGUUGCGGACGGCGGAUAUCCAAAGUACCGCCGACCGGAUGACGGCCGGGUGGUACUUGUGAGAGGUCGUGAGGUUGGUAACGAGUGUGUAGUGCCGUACAACCCUUACCUUCUGGCCAAGUAUGACGCGCACAUCAACGUCGAGAUAUGCACGUCCAUAAAGAGUGUCAUGUAUAUCUACAAGUAUAUAUACAAGGGACACGACCGUGUGACGUUGGAAGUUCAGGACCAGGAUGAGAUUGCCAAUUACGUAAACUCAAGAUAUGUCAGCCCACCAGAAGGCAUCUGGCGGUUGUUUUCGUACAAAUUGCACGGCAAGAGUCACACGGUCGUCAGACUUCCUGUCCACCUGGAGGGUCGUCAGAACGUGUACUUUGCGCCGGGCCAAGCAGAAGAACGGCUACAGAACCAAGCUGUGCGUAGUACGAAACUCACGCAGUUCUUUGCGCUCAACACAACAGACGUGAAUGCUCGACAAUACUUGUACCAAGAAAUACCGACGCAUUACACCUGGCAGAUGCCACGUAAUCAAGAAAACGUACUCGUAAGAAAUGUCACCCAAUGGUUGCCGCGGCGGAUUCGGAUGGCAAACGUUACGUUGGCUCGGAUGUACAUAGUAAACCCACUGGACCGGGACCGUUUCCACCUGAGAUUGCUACUUCUGAACCGAAGAGGCCCGAAGUCCUUUCAAGACAUAAGGACGGUGGACGGGGUCGUUCACGAAACAUUCACGGCGGCUGCCGUUGCACUCGGAUUAUUGGAAGACGACCGAGCGUGGCGGGAUUGCUUGACGGAAUCGGCGACGUUGGACACACCGCGGCAGCUGCGGUAUCUGUUCGUCACUAUACUGGUGUUCUGCGAGCCCUCAAACCCGCUGGCGUUGUACGAGGCGAACGAAGCAAACAUGAUGGAGGACUUCAACCGCCGUCUCCAAGACGUCGACCGCGCGAGGGCCGCGUGUCUGGCGGCCAUCGAGGAUCUACUUCGUGUACACCGAAAAUCGCCGGGCGACUACGGUCUGCCCCUCGCCGACCCCCGUCUACUGGAACCGCUGCUGGACGACGCGCUGUUCCGGGCAAUAGACGCGGCGGCACGGUGGGCCCCACAAGUAGACGCCUUGAACGCCGAACAGCGAACGGUCGGGAGGUGUUGUGCGUGGCGUUCACCGGUAUCGCCGCGUCGCUCAUGGACGGCGGCAUGA
This is a messenger RNA of Metopolophium dirhodum (rose-grain aphid), 2247 nucleotides long. RefSeq lists its product as uncharacterized. Bases 1 to 2247 code for a protein of 748 amino acids. NCBI's taxonomy places the organism in Eukaryota, Metazoa, Arthropoda, Insecta, Hemiptera, Aphididae. The transcript is spliced from 5 exons. The record is from RefSeq and is a predicted model, not a curated record.